Molecule: messenger RNA, 5545 nt
Organism: Notodromas monacha
Lineage: Eukaryota; Metazoa; Arthropoda; Ostracoda; Podocopida; Cyprididae
Source: the annotation of a GenBank genome assembly
AUGUCCGUUGUGAACGAACUAUCGAAGAUAGAGGAGGCGAGUUCAUCCCAGCUUGGAAAACUCGUUUACAAAUCUAAUAGUGGCUGUAACCAUGGAUCUUUCGCUCCGAUUUGGCAAGCAUUGAAAUUAACGAUCGAAAAAUUUGCCAGCCUUCACUCUCAAGCUGUUCAAAAGCUUCAUGAACUCAUCAAGGAAGUGGCCAAAUACAGCGAAGAACUUCACAAGAAGCACAAACAGGUCAAAGAUGAGCAGUCAGGAACUCAGGACGUUGUUCAGCUUAUCCAGGUUACCAACGCUAAUCUUCAAAAAGCUGUGCUAAACUACCAACAGAAGUUCGCGGAAGUUGAAAAGCUGAAAAAUGAAAACGGGGCAUCAUCGAAAGAGGUGGAACGUGCAGAAGCGAAGUCAAAAAAAGCGCUGGAUGACUACCGCGCGUUAGUGCAAAAAUACAACGGUGUCAGAGCAGAUUUUGAAAAGAAAAUGACCAAUUCGUGUCUGCAAUUCCAAGAUUUGGAGUCGAAUCAUUUGAAGCUCAUGCGAGAAUUCAUCACCUCGUAUUCGGAUAUUGUAGAAAACAAUCACAGCCUUAUUGGUCAGGUACACGCUGAUUUUCGACAGCAGUGUGAAGAGCUGACCGUGGAAAGAUUGCUGGAACAGUUCGUACAGCAGAAGGAAACUGGUCCAGAAAUCCCACCCGCUGUGACAGUCGAAGAAGUGAAUCCCCAGAGAUCGAAUGAACCCCUCGUAGAUGUUUCUUGGGCCCCGGAAACAGCAUCUAUUGGAAGCAAUAGUGUCGGAGGCCCGAGCGGGGAUUUGCUUUCUAGUCUCUCGGCCCCCUUGGCCAGUGUCGAUUCGUCUUCAGCAGAGCAAACUCCACCAAAGCCCUCGAAGAAAGAUGAAAUGAAAUUGUUGCGAGCGAGGUACGUUGAAGACGAAACCAAUUGCCCCACAAAUCCAGGGAAGCUGACCGAUAGCCGGAAGAAGAGCGCCCAGGAGAGCAGUGAUUCGGCGUCCCGAGGCGGACAGUUGGCCGCCAAGACGUCUCGUCGGACGGCGUCCUUCCUCAACCUCUUCAACGCCGUCAACGCGAGCGACAAGACCUCGACGGCGGCGGCGUGGACGACUUCCACUGCCGCCACCACCACUUCCACGAGCGGCGGCAAUGGCCAGAGCAGCUCUCCUCAACAGAGUCCGGAGUCCAAUCAUGGCACCGCUAUGGAGUUGAUCGCUUGUUUCGCACCGAGUUUUUUGUGCGCUAUCGCUGUGAAUGAUUCUAACUUCCGGUUGGGUGAUAUCGUUAAAAUGGUUGUGUCUUUCCCGUAUUUUUCUCUUCUCGUGUUCGUCGUGGUGUUGGGCACUGGGUUCCUCAAAAGUCGGCGGAAAAAGAAGGAAAAGGAGAAGAAAAAAGAAGUGGAACUCGAAAUUCCGAAAGAAGAAAAAUUGCCGAGUGAGGAUAAAUCGAGGUCAAGAAUUGUUGAGAAUGUGCAGAGCAAUCCAGAAAGGAUUACCCCCACGAUUCCGGAGAAUCCGGAAGUGGACAACGAGGGCUAUUCCGUGCCUCCGGCGGAUUUCAGAAUGUCUGCGUUGGACCAUCGACGAUCUAGUUUCUCUUCCUCGUCAGGUUCUGGCUCAGGCUCUGAUUCAGAUGAUGACAGAAGAGUCGUACCCAUGGUGGAAAUUAAGCCGUUGGGACCCGGUGUUCCUUAUUCCUCAGCGUCUGUUGACGAGCUGAGGGCAGUGAUGGAAGGAAUCACUUUGGGUGGUGGAGUUGCCCGAGCUUCGCCUGUGCAAAGCAUUGGAGGAUCGUCGACGGUUCGGAUGGACCUCAACCCUCGCCGCCUUCCAAAUUCCCCCUUGACCAUCUCAUUAAAUCCUGAGUCGAAUAAGACAAAUAAUGAAACGGGAUCGUCGAGUGAAGCGAAGGAGUCUUCGGGAACACCGACAGACUUGACCACGAGAAAGUCGCAGAUCGCGCCGACGUCGCCAACUUCGAUUACUUCUUCGUCCUCAGGCUUCGUAGAUUUAUUCAAGCAAUGGGGUGAUGCUCCGCCGUUGAUACCCCCGAAACAAGGUGCUGCCAAUAGUGAUGGUCAGUCAUCAAUUGCGAUACCCCGACCCCCUCGCAAAACGGACCUUACCGCAACGAUGCUGAGAAGUCGAAUAACGAACAGCUCGAGUUCUCUGUCGAGAGCUGAUAGUCUGGGUAGUCUUGCGUCGUUCGCAGCGGCUGAUUUCAAGUAUGUGGGAACGAGCUCGGGUGGUCCGACGCCGACACUGUUGACGUCAUCGUCUCGUGGGCCCUCGCCGCUGACGAUCGGCAUGUUCGACACGAUACCCAUAGCCGUCGCCUUCCAGGAAAUGGUCCACGCGUAUUUCCGCGGCGCGGACGAGUCCAGGUGUCUGGUGAAGCAGAUCGGGGAUUUGGUGAUGUCCUUCCCAGCGGGCAUAGUCCACGCGUUGACUAACAACCCGUCGCCGCCACCGCUAGUGUUUUCCAUUAAGAACACGACGAAAUUGAACAGUAUUCUCGCCAACAAACAAUUGCUGGCUUUGGAGCCAAAUCAAAGCACCCCGACGAGUCCGGUGUAUGAAUUCAAAAUGACUGCCUUGAUUGACCAUCUGAAAAAGCAGGCGGAGAGCUUUCCCAAUUCUUACUACUUCAAUGUCGACAUUCUAAAAUACCAGAUAAAAUCCGAACCGGGAGCGCAGUCUGCUCCGUUCCAAUUAGUGACUUAUUGGAAAUGUGAGAGUUUGCACACGGAUUUGCGUGUUGACUACAAAUAUAAUGGCAAGGCCGCGCUUGCUAGUCCCGCAGCCUUGCUCAACUUAGCAAUAUCCGUUCCCGUCAACGGAGGUGUCAAGUCAAUGCAUGCUCGACCAGUUGGCACAUGGGUUGAAGAGACGAGUCGUGCUCAGUGGAAAUUCACGGAAUUAUCCAGUCAUUCGGAGAAUGGAGGCUGUGGGGAGUUGAGAGCGAGAUUCGAGCUCAAGUCGGGUCCCGGAUCACCGGGUACGGUGUCAUGCAGUUUCAAUUGCGAAGGGACGACGUUAUCGGGUGCUGAGUUCCAGUUGGUCGGGCCUGGUUACAGAGUCUCGCUGAUAAAGAAGAAGCUCGUUUCAGGAAAGUACACUUGCGACCCGGAAGUGUACCAAUUGCGGUCGAUCAGUGCCACGCCGGGUUCCAAUGGCGGUGAGCGAUACGCUGCGCCGCCGGGAGAAGCCCGAUAUGCCGCACCGCCGUCUGGUGAGACGAGAUACGCGCCGCCUCCAGUAUCCGCCGCCGCCAGCGAAAACCGGUACGCGGCGCCGCCAGGAAUUCCCAAAGAAGCGAAGAAUUCCUCGAGUCCUAGUAGAAACGCCAGCGCCCCUACUCCGGUGUAGGGAUUUUCGAUUCAGGUGUCUCUAUGAACACGUUUCGGCCGCGUCUUCUUAUUGAUUCUUGCUCUCCCGUCCUUAUCGUGCUUCAAUUCGAUACUAUUUUCAACUUGCGAUUCUCAUUUGUCUCCAUUAUCAAAGUUUUAGGCACAGAGGACUGUACGCACUCAGAUUUAAAUUUGAAGAUUGCCGGUAUAUCUUUGUCGGGCUCAUAUUUCCUGCGAGAUUCUGCCGAGAAAAAACGCGGUGCCCUUCGUCCGAUUUUGUGAACCUGGAGAGUCCAUUUUUCUUUCCUUCUCCGCAAAUCCCGAUUUAAGAAAAAGGCGUUAUAUUUCACGUAUUGGUCAAUUUAUGCUGUAUUUGAAGAAUUGCGGAAGAAGGAAUCCACGUUGAAAGAGAAUUAACGUCUGAUAUCGUUACAACGUUUUUUCUUUCCUUUUUUGUGUCAAAGGGUUGUUCUUUUCUAAUCCUUUGGCGUGGAAGAAAUGUUUUUAGAUUUAUUUAUUUUCUCACUUAAUUGACAAAAAAUUGAUGAUGCGGAAGAGGUUAAAAAGAACGGUACCUGUGGUUCCUAUCGUGAUAUAGGCUAGUGUUACGCGAUGAAAUGCGAAAGUAGAUAUGAUUUUGUGCAGAUAUCUAUUAUUUGUUGUAUGUAUGUAUAUUGCGAUUGCUCGGUUCGCGUUUCCCGGUUUUCCGCGUCGAUUUUCGCUUCUCCGUUCGCUUCUCCGUUCGAACUGUCGCUUGUCGGGAAUGUCAGAAUCGUACUCCGCCGAAAAUGUUUCGAACAUCAGCCGUUAUUUUUUGCUUGCGAAGGUUACCCAAAAGCGAUAAAGUUAUGAAAGUUCUUCAAUCGUUCGUACUAUUACUUACACGUAUUGCCUUACAGCUUUAUGAGUCGAAUACGAACAGAAAAGGUGUUCGUUCGCCUGUGGUUUCAUGCUCUUUAGAGUGUACUGUAUUUUUGAUUAGGAAUUUACGAGAUCCCUCUUUUACUUUGUUGCGUUUUUCGUGCGAAUACCUUAUUCCUUAGUUUUAUUUGCCACCAUCUUGCAGUGCGAUUACGGUACCUUUGCGUAGAUUGUUUUGUUGAUUGGCUUUUGCUUCGGCUGUCUUUCGUUUGGAUGAAAUUUCCCCGUUCAAUCUGAAAUAUGGUUUUCAAAGGUGUUUGCGAAGUGAGGAAACUGGGAAAAAUUCUUCUUACCGUUGGCCGUCCCAUUGAUAAUUUUUGAUCGGUUUCGAAAAGGGGAAUCUGCUAAUAGCCGUAUAUUGCUAACCAAUUAUCAAUGGGUGCAUCUCAGAUGUUCUUUGAAAUAAUCUCCUGAAGUUUCACGCGCGACAUUCCCAUCAAUUAAAAAGAAGACGGGUUUGAUCGGUAUUUUUCUCUUGGAAUUUUCUGUGCAGAACUGACGGGCAUUCGUCUCGACUUGGCUUGUUUAGUAGUUUUACAGUCCCCCUUUUGCAGGUUUUGUUUUUCCUAUCGAUUUCCACGACGGAUUAUUGGUCCGUUGAAGAGACAUUUACCGUAUGCUGUGCAAGUUUGGUGUGUGAGAUUGACGGUUAAUUGCGAAUUGCUUGAUGGUCAGUGAGCUUUUUUUGUGAUGUUCAACUGAUCAUCAAAUCGUGCGUUAUUCUACGUAGCGUUGAAGGUAGCCAGGGAUUCCUUAGGAUUUUCCGUCAACGUGGCGUAAAAGUGUUGUCUUUUGGAAGCCACCUGGUGCUUGAAUUUUAUUUAUCGAUCGUGAAUCGAAAGGAAGAAUUAUCCGGUUUUAAGAUAAACGUUUCAUUCGCGCGUGUUGUUCGCACGGAUUGAUUUCUAGGUAACGGAUUUGUUUUUUGUUCGUCUUAUUUUGAGUAACCUGGUUUUUCGACGCAGGGAUUUUCGCUGCGAAAGCGCUCUUCUGCCUUUUUUUUUCUCUUUUGGUUCAUUAUUCAUUGAAAGUUGGAGAGCUGUGUGAUGCUUCUUCCAUUCGGCGUUGGGUCUUUGUCACGCUUCCAUCGAACCCUCGAGAAUCAUGCUUGCAAUUUUCUGGUUCUCCAGGGCGGGAUGAUGCUUUCGCUAUUCGAUAGAACUCGCGUUCUGUCUUACCUCGGGCUCUUUUUCCUUGACAGGUCGCAUGUUGCAGAAAACUGCCAUGCUAUUUUCUUGAAUAAAAGCGAAUGUUUUCCACAA